AUGGCAUUAUGUUACUUAUUUGAAAAAAUACGAUAUGAAUUGAAUGGCAUUGAGAUUGAUCGCAAUAAAAAUGAUGGUCUUGCGAGUGUCAUCAAAGGAUAUCUAUCACUUCAUCCAAGUCAAUUAAAUUAUUUAGAUAAUACAGAUUGGAUUGUCAAUGAUGAAAAGCUUAUGGAUAAUAAAGGAUACUUUGACAUUUUGUUGCCAUUGAAUAUGUUAUUGGGAUUUGCUGAAGAUUAUCAUCGCAUUAUUGUUAAUGCUAGGCAUGAACUUGUUUUAACACGUUCAAACACCGAUCUAAAUGCAAUAGUACAAGCUGCAGCUAGUACAGAUGAAAAAAUUACAUUGACGAAAAUUGAAUGGAUGAUUCCUUACAUCACAGUAUCGGAUCCAAGAAAAAUACAAUUAUUAAAUUAUAUUGCCAAGGAUCCGCCGAUAACAGUGAGUUUUCGAUCAUGGGAAACUUAUGAAUAUCCAUUGUUACCGAGAACAACGAAAAACGUCUGGAUGGUGAAAACAUCAACACAAUUGGAGAAACCGAGAUAUGUUAUAUUGGCAUUUCAAACAGCACGAAAAAAUGAUGUAAGAAAAGAUUCCAGUCAAUUCGAUCAUUGUAAUUUGAGAGACGUAGAACUUUUUCUCAAUUCACAAUGUUAUCCAUAUGGCAACUUGAAUCUUGACAUAGCUCACAAUCAAUAUGCAUUAUUAUAUGAUAUGUACAAAAAUUUCCAAGAAUCAUAUUAUGGUAAAGAUCCAGAACCUCUUCUCACAAAAGAACAAUUUAUCGGAAAAGCACCUUUAAUUGUCAUCGAUUGUUCAAAACAAAAUGAAUCAUUAAAAUCUGGACCUGUCGAUGUGCGAAUCGAAUUUGAAUCUACAAAACCGAUACCCGAUAAUACAUCAGCAUAUUGUUUAAUCAUUCAUGAUCGAAUUGUUGAAUACAAACCUUUGAGUGGACAAUUAAGAAAAUUAUUAUAA
Chelonus insularis is the source of this 978-nucleotide messenger RNA. RefSeq lists its product as uncharacterized. Lineage: Eukaryota; Metazoa; Arthropoda; Insecta; Hymenoptera; Braconidae. The transcript has a single exon. The coding region runs from base 1 to 978 and encodes 325 amino acids. The record is from RefSeq and is a predicted model, not a curated record.